ACGCGCUCCCUCCUGCUGCUCCGGAGGAGGCAGGCCGGUGUUUUUCCACUGCCGUGGAUGUCUCAUGUCCCCCCGGUUCGAGAGACAAAGGUCAGGAAAGAGAGCUUUAUAAACGGGCUGAAAGACGCGAGCUCCAGCCCCCCUCCAGUCGCUCUCGCGGACACGGACACGACGAGACGUAUCCGACCCCAAAUAAAGAAGGGGACCCCCCCCGCGCGCUCGAAAAGGACAUUUAAACAAGAAAAAAAGGACAACAUUAAUACACAACAUCACGUCCACGGAGCAGAAUGGCUCAGAAAGAGAAACUCCAGUGCCUGAAGGACUUCCACAAGGACACCCUGAAGCCGUCUCCGGGUAAAAGCCCCGGCACCCGGCCCGAAGACGAGGCCGAGGGCAAACAUCCGCAGAGGGAGAAGUGGGCCAGCAAGUUGGACUUUGUUCUGUCCGUCGCCGGCGGCUUCGUCGGUUUAGGGAACGUCUGGCGUUUCCCGUACCUCUGCUACAAGAACGGUGGAGGUGCAUUUCUCAUCCCCUACUUCAUCUUCCUGUUUGGCGGAGGUCUGCCGGUCUUCUUCCUGGAGGUCUCCCUGGGUCAGUUCACCUCUGAGGGCGGCAUCACCUGCUGGGAGAAGCUGUGCCCCAUCUUCACCGGUAUUGGUUACGCCUCCAUUGUGAUCGUGUCCCUGCUGAAUAUCUACUACAUCGUCAUCCUGGCUUGGGGCCUCUACUACCUGUUCCAGUGUUUCCAGCCGGAGCUGCCCUGGGCCAAGUGCAACCAGCCCUGGAACACGGACCGCUGCAUCGAGGACACCUUCCGCAAGAACAAAUCCUUCUGGCUGGCCGCCAACGCCUCCAACUUCACCUCCCCCGUCACCGAGUUCUGGGAACACAACGUGCUCGGCAUCUCCGACGGCAUCGACGACAUCGGACCCAUCAAGUGGGACCUGGCUCUGUGCUUGCUGCUCGUCUGGGUCAUCUGCUUCUUCUGCAUCUGGAAGGGCGUCAAGACCACCGGCAAGGUGGUCUACAUCACGGCCACGUUCCCAUUCGUCAUGCUCAUCGUGCUGCUGAUUCGGGGCGUGACGCUGCCGGGCGCGUCCGCGGGCAUCAUGUUCUACCUGUACCCUGACCUCGAACGUCUGAAGGACCCAGAGGUAUGGAUCGACGCCGGCACCCAGAUCUUCUUCUCCUACGCCAUCUGUUUGGGCGCCAUGACUUCCUUGGGGAGCUACAACAAGUACAAAUACAACUGCUACAGGGACUGUUUGCUGCUGGGAGCCCUCAACAGUGGUACCAGUUUUGUGUCUGGCUUCGCAAUAUUUUCCGUCCUGGGCUUCAUGGCACAAGAGCAAGGGGUGGACAUUGCUGAUGUGGCAGAGUCAGGUCCUGGCCUGGCGUUCAUUGCCUACCCCAAGGCGGUGUCCAUGAUGCCUUUCCCCACAGUCUGGGCUGUGCUCUUCUUCAUUAUGCUGCUGCUGCUGGGCCUCGACAGUCAGUUCGUGGAGGUGGAAGGGCAGAUCACAUCACUGGUGGAUCUGUAUCCGUCCUUCCUAAGGAAGGGUUACCGCAGAGAGAUCUUCAUCGCUAUCAUCUGCAGCAUCAGCUACCUGCUUGGACUCACCAUGGUUACCAAGGGUGGCAUGUAUGUUUUCCAGCUGUUUGAUUACUAUGCAGCUAGCGGUGUGUGCCUUCUGUGGGUGGCAUUCUUUGAAUGUAUAGCUGUUGCCUGGGUUUAUGGCGCUGAUAAUUAUUACGAUGCUCUUGAGGACAUGCUGGGCUACAGACCAAACGCCUGGAUGAAGUGGAGCUGGACCAUCAUCACUCCUUUGCUGUGCAUGGGCUGCUUCGUCUUCUCCCUGGUGAAGUACAAGCCGCUGACCUACAACAAGGUCUACGAGUACCCGGACUGGGCCAUCGGACUCGGGUGGACUCUGGCCUUGACCUCCAUGAUCUGCAUCCCCAUGGUGGUGGUCAUCAAGAUCCUCCGGUCCGACGGGCCGCUCAUUGAGCGGAUCAAGGCGGUGGCAGCCCCGAUUAGGGGCGGGGCCAGCUCCCGCCCGGCGGACCACCGCGGCCUCAAGGAGCUGUCCUACCCUCUGGACCCCAACGGGAACAAGGGCCCCCUGAUGAAGGCGCCCACCCACACCAUCGUAGAAACCAUGAUGUAAAGGAAGGAGGCUCUCCAUGAGACGCCCUCCUCCUCUCCUCCUCCUCCUCUCCUCUAAAGCGAGCUAGUCUUUCUGUCUUUCUGUCUAUCUGUCUGUCUGGUGGACUGAUCAGGGUUUUAAGGAAGGGAAGAAAAUAAUAAUAAGGAGUUCCCGUUUCAGAUCUUGUAUGAAUCCUUAGGAGGGCAGCGAUCACAUCUCAACUCUAUUUGUAAUUUAGUCCUCUGGUCACAUGAACGCUGGUGGAUUCAUGUUCGCUGUGCCAGCUGCUUCAUGCAGAACACCAGCCAUAGUUAUGAGAAAGAGAAGAAGAAGAAGAAGGAGAAGGAGAAGGAGAAGGAGAAGGAGAAGAUUAUUGAGUCUUGGAAUCAAACAGAAUGUUGUAGCCACAAAAUGACAAACAAACAACUCCCACAUUGAUCACAGAUCACCAAAAUAAGGUUUUUAUUGGGGGCUGUUCUUGGAAUAUAUAUAUAUAUAUAUAUAUAUAUAUAUAUAUAUAUAUAUAAAAUGAAGACUUUUCUGAGGGUCAUUCUGUGUUCAGGAGGCCCGAUUGAGACGAGGUAGAAGAUCGAGGCACUGCAGGUACAGCACCAUUCAUUUAAAACAACAACAACAACAACAACAAACACGUUUCUCAUCCACAAACAUAAUAUUCGAUGAUAUUCCAGCUGUAGAAAUAUGACCAAAUCAAAUCUCAGUAUUCUCAUUUCAUUGCCCGGUGCAGCUAAACAAGCUGCACCCCGCCCCCCCCCCCCCCAUCAAGCCAGGAUCCUGGGUUUUAUUAAUUUUGUAUUUUUUUAAUGCACCUUAGCUCAAAUAGCCCCCAUAUCUCCCAUAGCCUGAGACUAUGGGCCCGGUGAGAGAAGCUGAGCACUGAAAGCCGCCGGUGCACAACGAGGAACCUGAAAGGAGUUGAAGUGGAGAACCCUGCAGUGUGUUGUGUGUGGCGUACUGUACAGUAGUAGCUAAUCAGUCUAUCUAUAUCUAUCUAUCUAUCUCUGUCCUAGACCCGUUUACAGUACGUUAGUGACUGCACUAGGCACUCUUGGCUUACAAUUUUGGAUUGGAUUUAAUUUUUUUUUUUUUCUACAGAGGGAGUUACAUUAUUAUUAGUUUUUUCCUCUGUGAAUGUUUAUUUUUUUUUUACAUUUUAUUUUAUUAAGACUAUAAUAUUAUUGUUAUUCACUAUUGAUGAUAAUUGCUGUAGUUUUACAUAGAAGAAGGAACGCUUGUGAAAAAUAUCUGGGUGAAAAAAUAUUAAGCUAUUAUACAAAUCAUAUACAUUUUUUUACGGUGGCGGCCAUUGUAGCGAUAAUCCUCGUUCGCCUCGGCCAAUGAGAUUCCGUCUUUUAGCGUUACACAAACAAACAAUGCAACGGUUUUUAAUUUCGGGUUCAAACAUUCGGCGAGCGGUUCAAUGUACAGUAAAAAAAAACCCGGAAAAGGGGGAUUCUACAAUGGUCGGUAGGUGUUGGGGGGUUUAUAGCUUUCCCCUCUUCUGUAAAUACCAGGGGACUGUGUUUUCAUUUGGAGGAAACUCUUCCAGGCGGCACUGUAGGAAACGGUCGAAACGACACGUCAAUGACCCCAACGCACGUCAAUGACCCCAACGCACGUCAAUGACCCCAACGCACGUCAAUGACCCCAACGCAAAAGGGGUCAAGCUCCGGAUCGGAGCCGGUUUUGGGCACUUUUCUUAUUUCCCCCCCCACCGUCACCGCGUCGCUCCAGGAAACGAGAGCCGAGAAGCUAAACGGGGAACCUCGAAGCAAUCCAAAAUGGCGUAAUAAUAACACCUGAGAAGUGGGCGGGGAAUUAAAGGGGCGUGUCUCAUCGUCAUCGGGGACCGUCCAAUCGAGAACUCGUUGCGCGACGUCGAAAAACGGUAAAUUAAAACAACGUUGGCGAACGUCCAAAUAAUUGAAACUUGAAACGUCGCGUUGAGUCUCGAGACUCGGCCUGAAAUUCAAAUUACGCCUAAAACCAAAGACACGAAGAGAAUAGAAAACUAACUUCUGACGGAAUAUAUUAGCGAAUUAAAGCUGUGAAAUUAGGCGCUACGUGAGAUGUGUUGAACGCACGACGCGGUUUGAAUGACUGAGGAGGAGGAGGAGGACGCUGUUCACUUUAACGUGACGAAGGUUCAUCCACUCAGGACUUUGACCCAGCGGCGUGAACAUCGGACUCAUGACUGGUGGACAAAGACAUUUAACGGUAGCAAUUUAAAGUGUUAGUGUCCAUCUUGAAAGGCCAUUGGAUAUAUAUUUAUUUAUAUAUAUAUUUAAAUAUAUAUAAAUAUAUUGAUAUAUAUAUAAAUAUAUUUAUAUAUAUAUAUAUUUAUAUAUUUAUAUCACACCUUUACUGCCUAUGUAAUCCACAAUCGAAGGCAAAUAAAAUACAGAAAGAGUGAGUCAAUGUGAGAUGUUAUCGCACCUUAUUUGUAUGAUUUGGACUUUCAUGUGAAAUGAUGAGGCCAAAAGAAAAACACUGCCAUCUUUUUAUUCAGGGUCCUCAUUGGCCGCUAUUUAUAUAUAUAUAUAUAUAUAUAUAUAUAUAUAUAUAUAUAUAUAUAUAUAUAUAUAUAUAUAUAUACGUUAGAAAAAUAAAUCUGGAUUACGGUCAAAAUAAAAACCUUCUGUUUUCCGAGAAGCACAAAAGCGGACACAUUAAAAUAGAUCAAAAUGAUAUGAAAGGAAUCUGAACUACGCCGUCACACCGGAAGUGAAAUCAGGGCAUCGCUUCGUCCGUCACCUUAAAGCUUUGACCAUUUAUUGUUUUAGUUUAUUAUUAUUUUUCGUCCGUUUUUAAUUCAUUUUCUUCAACUAGAAUAAAGUAGUUAAUAUCAUUGAAAAGGGAUUUGCAAAACCAAAUCCACAGCAGACAUCUAUUUUCAUACGGUAACAAACCUUUUCCUAUAUAAGUCGUCUUUGUACAGCUCAGCUCCCGUUGCAGACCCCCCCAUUUUAAUACCCACACAAAGCUUUGUUUUAAUGUUCAACUUUUUGUACAGAUCUGGUCCCCCCGAACCUCUAGAAGGAUCUUUGCACCCGGGCGAAAAAUGUGUAUAAUAACAAUAAAUGUGUGAGAUAAACAUUCACCAUUUUGUCUACAUGGUGCAUCUCUUAAAUCGUUGCUGAGAUGCACAAAAUGGAAGAAAAAAAACACGUUUUAUUAAGUGGGGACCACAAGAAAUCGAAAAUUUAAAAAUGUGUUGCAAAUAGACACAAGAAAUUUGAAAUUUGAAACCGUCGCGCCGAGAUCCUUCUCGUGGUCGGGAAGCACGGACCAGAAUGAAUAACUAAUGCAGUCGUUUAUUGGUUUAUGUAUAUUUAUGUGCCAGCUCCUCUGCCUUCUUUACACUCCCCUUCAGUUAGUGAACCUUCCUCUGGCCGAAGCUAACCGUUGGUUUUUUUUUUCCGAACUUGCAGGAGAAUCGAAAAUCAUUAGCGACGCACAAAGUUUUUACCGCCGAAUGUCGAAAUGUGAAAAAAGAAAGUCGCCCGUCGGGUGAUUUGUAAAAGUUUCUGAAGAUCUAUUUUUUAGGGUUAAAACAAAAGAAUUAGUUUCCUCUUUUUUUUUUUAUUAUCUUGUUUCAUUGCAGUUUUUCUUUUUCUUUUUUUUUUUAUUUAAUUUUUGAUUGUGUGUGUCUGUCACAUUUUUGCCUUUUUGUAUUCCAAAUAUAGUGUAUUUGAACCUCUGUCACCGGAGUCACGUGCACAACUAUCAAUCAAAAAAACAAACAAGCAAACGAAAAAACACAAAAAACAACAACAAAAAUAGCUACGAUUUGUUACGUGCAAUACUUUGUAGAAUACUUUUAUUUUUCUCGCUGUUUUUUCCAAAAGGUUAGUACCGACUUUUGAAAAGAAGAAGAAAAACACCAACAAACACGACUUCUUGAUGAAUAAAAUUAAAGUUGAAUUAAAAACCGGCCACAAAAAGCUCCGCAGUGAGCAACUCAAACCCAACUGAACCACUACUCCAUCAGAGAUGUCUUGGUUUUGAAAUGCACUGAUAAUGUUGAUGAUGACGACUAAAAAAACUGUUGCGACAUCAGAUUGAAUUUCUUAGCAAAAUCGUAUUUUUUUAUUUCUUUGUGACAGACUGCUAAACGUUUGAGAGGGUAUGAAACACAGUUACACUGCCACUAAGCCGCCAUCUUUACCCUGCUUUCUCUAAAUCAAUACGGCAGCUUUUCCAAAAAGAAGCACCAACGUUCACCGUUUCCGAUCAUCGACACAUCGGUACCAGUGUCCUCAAAAGGGCACAGAGUCCAAUCAGCUCGUGGCUUUUGGGAAGCCCCGCCCCUCGGCGGAAAAUGCAGUAAAUCCAAUAUUAAAAAAAACAAACAGAUUGAACCAUAUCAAAUGUGGGCUUUUCUUUUUUUAAACCAUGUAUGCAAUUAUUACAUUCUGCUUAUUCCGACAUUUCUAAAUCCAACUCGCCCCCCCCCCCCCGGCCUUAGUGCUUUAUCAAAGAAACCGAAGAACCAAACUACAUCCACGCAGGAACAUAUGACUCAAUUAAAAAUAAUAAUAAUCCCACGUUGCCUACAUCGUCACCACCAUAUCUGCAGGUUUUCAUAAUCUAAAUCUUCUGCGAUAGAGACGCGACCUUUAGGCCACGCGGACGCGACCUUCGGGCACCGUAGAGUUGACCUUUAGGCCACGCGGACGUGACCUUCGGGCUCCGUAGAGUUGACCUUUAGGCCACGCGGACGUGACCUUCGGGCUCCGUAGAGGUGACCUUUAGGCCACGCGGACGUGACCUUCGGGCUCCGUAGAGGUGACCUUUAGGCCACACGGACGUGACCUUCGGGCUCCGUAGAGGUGAAAUCUGUUUUUAAUCACUGAAUUCGCCGUGACCGCGAUGCGGCGAGAGGAAGAUGAACGGAGCUCCAUUUCGUUUUUAUUAAAAACAUCCAACCAGAGGACCGUAGUUAUCAUCUAACCUAUUUAAAUUGUUUUGGCAUUUUUAGCUUUCCUUUCCUUUUUCCUUAAUAAACACCGAUCUAAGCGCCGAGUCCUCUGGGAAAUGGAGUCUCUCUCCUCCCACUCGUCCUCCGGACUCACUCUGAAUAUUGUUUCCGAUGUCUUUCCUGCAUUAUACUGUCUGCCAGCCCCCUUUUCCCUUUUUUUUUAAAGGAAUGUACAUGAGAAAAAUGUUUUCUUUUAAUUUCUUUCUGAAGAAAAAAAAACAUUUAAAAAAAAAAAAAGAAUUUGAAAGGUUUUAUUUUUUAUUUCUAUGGCCAACCUGUAAGCUAGGUAAAAAAAAAAAAUAAUACAAAAAAAUAUGUGUUUUGAACGGGUUUUACAAAAAGGUGUAAAACUUUUUUUAUUUCUUAAUAAAAAAACUUGUCUUCUGAAA
This is a messenger RNA of Cyclopterus lumpus (lumpfish), 7535 nucleotides long. It is a transcript of the gene slc6a6b, whose product is annotated as solute carrier family 6 member 6b. Gene Ontology annotation, biological process: neurotransmitter transport; taurine transmembrane transport; sodium ion transmembrane transport. The transcript is spliced from 15 exons. Gene Ontology annotation, molecular function: taurine:sodium symporter activity. The record is from RefSeq and is a predicted model, not a curated record. NCBI's taxonomy places the organism in Eukaryota, Metazoa, Chordata, Actinopteri, Perciformes, Cyclopteridae. Gene Ontology annotation, cellular component: plasma membrane. Bases 288 to 2168 code for a protein of 626 amino acids.